Molecule: messenger RNA, 1046 nt
Organism: Stomoxys calcitrans (stable fly)
Lineage: Eukaryota; Metazoa; Arthropoda; Insecta; Diptera; Muscidae
Gene: Elp6
Exons: 2
Coding region: 151-912 (253 amino acids)
Biological process (GO): tRNA wobble uridine modification
Cellular component (GO): elongator holoenzyme complex
Source: RefSeq, a predicted model, not a curated record
CUAAAAACAGCUGUUUUAGUUUGAGCUGCUAGUUUGCAAGUUGCUCGUGCCGAUAUUGUUUUUAUCAGUAGCAGAUUAAUUAUUUAACAAUUAUUCCAUUUUUAAUACUUGUGUCGUAAGAAAUAUUGACUUUAACUUUUCCACCCAACUAUGGCUGCUUCGGUAUUAUUUGCUUGCGGUUUGAAUGAGCAAAAGUUGCCACCCUUUAUACACAUCAGCGAAGAGUCAAAUGUAGAUGGCAGUUUCCUCAUAAGCUCAAUUCUAGGGCAACGCCUGCGCAUAUCGAAUGCCGGUACUUUGCUGGUGUGUCUGCAACAUAAUUAUCAGCAUUAUUUUAAUGCCGGCAUGCGUUUGGGGUACAACUGCAAUAUUUUCCUGGGGAAAACUUUGGGCGUUAUCGACCCCUCCAACGAUAUGGCCAAGGAUUUCCUUAGCUGCAAAUGGCUAUCGAAGGAGAACAAGUUAACCGAUUUGCUGCUGAACGAUAUCAGAGAACAACUUACCUCGGGCCCCAAUUUCACAACACGGAUCCAUAACACCAUCAUCAUUGAUAAUUUGUCGAUCCUGUAUAAUUUGGGUGCCACCAAGGAGGACAUACAACAGAUGUGUCAUGGCCUCGUAGCCUUGACUAGAGAAUUUUCUGAUUUGACCAUCAUUACCAAAAUGAGCAACUCUGAUCUGUAUGCUCUCGAUGACAAUAAUGUAUCGAAAUUGGGAUCGGUGCACAUUCAAGUGAUUAAACUUAAAAGUGGUGUAUUCCGUGAAGUGGAUGGCAAACUGUUGAUCAAACGUUUCCAGGAGGAUGAGGAUAAUUGUUUUGAAAUGAACUACACCACCAAGGAAGUCUUGUAUAAAGUUAACGAUCGCAAUGUGAAGAUUUUCAAUCCUGGAGAGAUUGGUUUGAAGGCAUAACAAGCAGGGGCUGCGCAAACCGUUUCGAUUGAUAAUGUAAUGUUGGUACAACCUAUUUUACACACACACACAAUUUAAUGUAAAAAAAUUUAAAUAUUCAAAAUAAAGCAGGCUUUUUGUACAUAAAAUAUAAA